UUUAACCAGGACUUUGAAAAAUCUCGAAGUACGGGGUGACCUUUAGGACAGUUGAUUAAACCAUACAAUAACGUGUGUGUGAGAACAAUUGGCAGGGGCGUCAAAGUUAUCCGAUCAAAAUGGACAAAGACAAGGAACAACUCACUUCUACCGGCAGCCAGGGAAGCACAAGCUCCCGCAGCUCACAGCAAGGCGCACCAAACCCGUACAAAAAGGAUUUGCACACAUACUCGCGUCCAGUUGGACAUGAGCGGAAUACUCGAGCGAUUAAGGCAUUCGAGAAGAAGGAAUCGCGGGGCUCUGAUAGCACUUAUCAGAAGGCGCUCGAAGCGGUCGCAAAUCAGGAAAGCUCCAGUGACGACCAGAAGCACACUCCCGCGUCUGCGGCGGGAAGUGAACCGAUGAACCAGACAAAGGUCACCGGGGAGGAUGGAACCACAGAAAAGACAGCGGAAGCAGUGGGAGCACCCCAAUUGGAUGCUACCAUCAGCGGAAUCAAUGAGCAGGAUAAAAAUGCGAACCCGGCUCAGAUGGAAGUUGAAAAGACAAAGGUCACCGAAGAGGAACUUGCUGAACUGGGAUUGGAUGACCUUUCGCUAAAUGAUAAAACCGCAGGCGAUGACCUUUGAGCAACUCCAAUGGUUUCAGAUGAUUCGAAUGAAUCGUACUUCACAGAUGGUGAAACGACGAUGAAUAUGUCCUUCCAAUCUGCGAUGAGACAAGCCGACCGUGCUGAAGGGAUGACACCUUUCAAAGAAAUACCCGAACAUCUCAUUGAACGGACACAGACUGGAAAGGUCAUAAACGUACGACCGCCGUCACCGAAUAGUCCCACAGCGGCUCUGAAGAUCCGCUUCAAGGAUCUGGAGACUGAACUUGACGCCAAGGAACGUCAGGCGAUUAAGAAGAAACAGGAAUAUCAUGACAGAUUGACGACACUUGA
Paramacrobiotus metropolitanus is the source of this 943-nucleotide messenger RNA. RefSeq lists its product as uncharacterized. NCBI's taxonomy places the organism in Eukaryota, Metazoa, Tardigrada, Eutardigrada, Parachela, Macrobiotidae. The transcript has a single exon. The record is from RefSeq and is a predicted model, not a curated record. Bases 120 to 629 code for a protein of 169 amino acids.